This is a messenger RNA of Glycine soja, 533 nucleotides long. Its product is annotated as protein transport protein Sec61 subunit gamma. Gene Ontology annotation, molecular function: transmembrane protein transporter activity. NCBI's taxonomy places the organism in Eukaryota, Viridiplantae, Streptophyta, Magnoliopsida, Fabales, Fabaceae. The transcript is spliced from 3 exons. Gene Ontology annotation, biological process: post-translational protein targeting to membrane, translocation; protein targeting. The coding region runs from base 69 to 278 and encodes 69 amino acids. The record is from RefSeq and is a predicted model, not a curated record. Gene Ontology annotation, cellular component: membrane; Ssh1 translocon complex.
AAAAUCAACAUCUAUUACAUUAGAAUUCAGAUCCAAACGAAACGCAGGAGAGACAGACAGAGAAGAGAAUGGACGCUAUUGAUUCUGUGUUCGAUCCGCUCAGGGAAUUCGCCAAGGACAGCGUCAGGCUCGUCAAGCGAUGCCACAAGCCCGAUCGCAAAGAAUUCUCCAAGGUUGCUGUGCGUACCGCGAUCGGUUUCGUUGUGAUGGGAUUCGUGGGUUUUUUCGUUAAGCUCAUCUUCAUUCCAAUUAACAACAUCAUCGUCGGAUCUGGUUAGGAUGAGGGGAAUCGCAAUCGCCUCAGGAAUUCAAGUUAUCAAACAAAAUGAGAGGCAGAAAGAGUUCCAACUUCAAAUAGAUAGCUCAAUGAAAUUAAUUGUAGUUCUGCUGUAUUUCAUUUUUGGUUUACCUUUGUAUCUUCGGAAGCAUUACAAUUUUAUUUGAAAUGUAAAAUUUUGUUUUUCCAUGUGCUGGACCUUUAGACACAUUGUUUUGAUUCAGGAAAAGAAUGAAAAAUAUCUAUAGUUAGCCAA